Aplysia californica (California sea hare) is the source of this 1617-nucleotide messenger RNA. RefSeq lists its product as uncharacterized. Gene Ontology annotation, cellular component: plasma membrane. Gene Ontology annotation, biological process: synaptic signaling. Lineage: Eukaryota; Metazoa; Mollusca; Gastropoda; Aplysiida; Aplysiidae. The record is from RefSeq and is a predicted model, not a curated record. Gene Ontology annotation, molecular function: protein binding.
AUGGGAGAGGACUGGGUUGGGUGUAGGAGCGGGGGUGGGGGUUGUAUCGGAAGUAGGGAGAGUCGUGGUGGGCCAGUGGAGGCGCCGGGGAUGACUGAUGACGUGUUUGUGACGGGCGUGGACACAGCUGUGCUCUCAGCUCAUGAUGACACAAAGGGCAGCUUGUGUCCGGCUGUGUCUCCGUGUGGCUCUGGGCCGGGCCCGCUCCUCGACACACAGCCAGGGCGUGCUGGUGAAACGUUCACAGGCCAGUCUCCGUCUCAUGUGAUUCUUACAACUCAAUUUGAUCUUUUCGACCUUUCAACUCCAUCCGACAAUUUCGAUCUUACAUCCCCAUCCGACAGUUUCGAUCAGAGAGACGGUUGCCGUUUUCCAGCAGUGGUUCCAUUGGGAGGUGUUGUCCCGUUGGUAGAGCCGGAGGGCUUUGACAUCGCCGAGGAUGACAGCGAUGAUGACAGCGAUGAAGACAACAAUGAUGAGAACGAAAUGAUGAACACAGAUUGGAGCCAAGUGACUGCGGAUGAAAAUCUGGCCACGCCCGCCGUGGUUGAAUCAGCUGAAGACGACAUGGCGGCCUUUGACGGCGAGGGUUUGCUUCAAGGUCUGCGAGUUGAAUCAGAGUCACAGGCAUCGGAUGAGACCACCGGUGUUUCGGUGUGUACCCGGUCUGACAGGGAAGCACGACUUGCUGUCGUUAUGCCGGGUUCACCAAAUGUCGACGCCGCUUUUGUCUCAGCUGAGAAUACAUGUCCGCACGCGUCUGUUGUUGACAGGUCUGAAAUAUCCAACAACAAACCAGAUGACCACCACCGCCUGUCUCCCUCCCCCGUUGAGUCUGCAGAUCUACAGAAACCUGCCCAGCCUAUGGACUGUUCGACUCCAGAACACCUCGUGCUGUUGACGUCACCGAGUGACCAGUGUGACGUCACGUCAGAAUAUGUGGCGCCUGUGACGUCAACAAAUGUUGAGACAGUGCCAGAUCCUUCUCCUCAAAGUCCUCACCAUUUCCCCACGUCGGGUGCUAGAAGACCUGACACCUGGUCGGCUGACCUUCCCGCCACCCCGUGGCACACGGAGAUACAGGCCAAGGACGCUCCAGCAAGUGUGUCCAGCGACUCGAGAAAUUUGGAAGAUACUCUCAUCAGAGUGGAUUUUCUGUCAACGGCUGAGGACUCGAUGUUUGAAGCUGUUCCCGACCCAGCAGCGCAGAGUCAGGUGGUGGGAGGUCAUGACCUGGACACGUUGGAGAGUUCAUGGAGGGGAGGGAACUCAGCGUCAUCAACAGAAGACACACUGUUGGCCGGGGUUAUGGCCCCUCCCUCUACACAGGCUAUAUCGGAGUCGGACAUAUCCCCGUCAAUGAAAUAUACGAAUGUCAGUGUCAGUGUACGUGAGUCCUCGUCUGCUGUCUGUGGGCCACGUGACUCGUCUAUUGUCUGUAGGCCACGUGACGUGGAGGACACGCCCCUAGAGCGUCAGUUUCUCGCGGGUCUCCACCCCGACAACGCCAGCUCAGCGGUCAGACAGCUCGACUCGCUCUCCUUCCCGACUCACCUGUCUGGCGAUGACGUCAUAAUGUCGCCGGGUGUGGAGGAUCCGUUUGACGACAGUUUCCGG